AACCAAAGGCGGAAAGAAAUGCUAGUAUAGUCCACCCAUCAUUAUUAUUCGGCGUUGGUUGCGUCUUGGUUGCGCGGAGAGGCAAGCAAGGGAUCUCGCUCUGUCAGAUGAGAUUGGUUGGAGUCUCGGAGAGGGACUGGUGCGGAGGAGCGAGCCACCAGGGAUUUCAUUUCUUCGUCUCCGGAGGCCUGAGGCUGAGUGGGUGCCCCGUCGCCGUCGGCCUACGCUGCGCGCUCUCUUUUUAAUGCCCCGCCGCCGCACUCGCCUCGCCUACGCACCCUCCUCUUCUUCCACUACCACUACUACUUCUUCUCCAGCCCGCUAGUUGCCGCGGCACUGAGCGGCGGCGUCUCUUCCGGAGUGAUCAGCAGAGAAAACAGGUUAUUGUCUGCCUAUCUACCACACAGCAAGAUGUCGGUAGCCAAGAAGGACGAGGUUUGCGGUCAUCCGCUUGGGCUGCGAUUGGGUGAGCCGGCUGCUGGUGUUCCCAUUAAGAAAAGGCCGGUUUUCUUAUCCGACAAAUCAGUUCCAUCUGGAAUGACACUCUCCAUGAAGCCCCCAUCUACUCCGACGGGGAUGUCCGUCUCGGCUCUGGGGGCUGGCUUUAGCAACGAGCCUGUCUUGAAUAGAUCUAAAUCGGAUAUUCCCAGUAGAUCUUUUACUCCGUCGACGAACGAGAAGAAAGGCGUGCUACUUAAUGGCUCAAGCGAGAUCCCCUCUCGUGGAGAGAGUGGUAGACUAGGGAGUGCUGCUCCCGUUGCCAGAUCACAGAGUCACAAGUUUCUGACUUUGGAUUUACAGUUAGCGUCUCGUCAGAAUGUCAAAAUCAACUCUAAUUCCCCUGUCAAGAAAGAGAAACUAGAUCAGGGGUUUUCUAUAUUUCCUUCAGCAAGACCUCCCAAGGAUGUGCAAACAACAAGUGGCAUGGAAUCUUCUUCUAACGCUAGCUUGGGAAAACUAUCUAAUUUAGAUCUUAAUGUAUCACUGGACCCAGUUGAUCAACUUGAAGGUUUGCCUACAAUGCAGGCUGGCUUUAACAUACCCCAUCAUACAACAAUUCAGCAUCAGAAAGCACAGGUUCCCCCAGUGGCACCCUUUUCUUCAGUAAGCAGUCGGCUGAGUCUAAAUAUUGACAAUACUCUGAAACCGUCAAGUGCAUAUCAACUUCCUAAUAAGAGUGUGGCAGCUGAUGUUACCUUAGAUUUGCAACUUAAACCACCAACCAGACCAGAGCUUGGAAUAAGCUGGAAAGGCCUUGCUCCUGAUCCAGAGCUAAGCCUCUCUCUAUCUGGUAAUCACACAGAUGAGCCUAAGGGUCUGAAUGUUCCUGAUGCUAUAUUUACGUCUGAACCUGUUGAAAGAGCCAAUAAGAUCAGCCUGGAGGUUCCUGCACCAGUCUCCGAUAAAUCACCAGCUGAGAAGAUUUCGAAACCUAUGGCGUGUAAUGUAAAUCCUCACACCACCAUGCCACAAUCAGUUUCUGGAAAUGUGGAGAUAAUGCCCAGUAAUUUGGUGAAGAAAGAGCCUGGAGAACCUACACGGCGACAUAUCCAGAAAAAUGUAGAAAAGCCACCUCUGUUCGUCCAACAAAGUGUUGGACAGGCUAGCAGUAGUGCUGAAUUUGAAAAAACUGGCAACCUAAACCAAGUGUGUGGUAAAGCUGGCUUUGAUUUGUACUCUGGAAAGUUUCCAAAUGGUAGUGGUGUCCGCAAUGGAUUGGAGGUAGUGACUGAUAGUGUUCCUGCACAAACUGACAAGUUGUGUGGUGUUGCUUGCACUGAGAAAUUUAUCAAGCGUGAAGAAGUGACAACUGCCAUCCCAAGCCCUGUGAUUGCAACAGUAAGUGGUCAGUCUGAGUCAUUAAUUGCUAAAUCACUGCAUUUGGAAGGUAAUGUUGCCAGCCCUGUUGCUGGAUUAUGUGAACCAGCUAGUCAACCCACCAUUUCUGCUUCGGGACCUGCAAGCUGUAAUCCUGUUAAAGCUACUAUUGAUUGUAAACCAGCAGUUAAUCAGAUUCAUGCUCACAAAAAUGUGGCCCGGAAGCCUUGUGAUGUAUCCCGAAGUUCCUCCAACCCUACAGCUGAACCUCUGGUUUUCAAUUCUCUGCACCGUGCUGUACUUGAUGGUAUGUCCCAAGGAAGUGCUUCAAUGGACUUUUCAGAGGAUGGUGAUAAUGCUGUUUCACAGCUGCCUACUACCAAUAAGCCUCGUGUUGAGUCAUUGGGUAAUAGUCAAAUUACUGAGGUUAAUAACUUAAUCACAGAGCCGCGGAAAGAAGGUGAUAGUAAUAUGCAUCAUGACUGUUUGUCCGUGACAAAUAAGGUUCACAUUCAGGGCACUGAUGAUGUGAAGCGUGUUAAUACGCCAGAUGUCAUUGCCACCCAUUCAGGUGAGGAGGAGCAUGAAAGUGAGGUUUCUGUUAAUGGGAAAGCCAAAGACAAACAAUUGUUGACAUCUGAUAAGAAUUCCCCACUGACUAAUACUGACAUUACCAUGGAAGAUGUUAAGAUUUCCGCAGGUGCCAGUUCAGCAGAUCUUACAAGAUCACCUAUUUUGGGAGCUUCAGGUUCCCAUAAAAUAGAUUCUACGAGGCAAUCUCCCAAGACAUCUGAUAACACUGUCGAGAAGUGUAGAAUCCCAGUGAUAAAAUCUGAAAGGAGUCAGUCUCCUGAUGGUAAACAAGCUGCUAAUUGUAGCGAGGACAAUACAAAAAUUGCUGCUGUAAAGAGUGAGCAUGGGACAGAAAAGGAAGAGAUUGCUAGAGGCUCUAAUUUACAGCCAAACGAUCCAGUUUUGGGUGAAGAUUCACUUGUUGACGGAGCUUCGACCAGUCAACUACAUAAUGAAUCUACAGAGGUAAAAUCGACAGGUGAAAGAUCAGAACACGAAAAAUCCAAACCUGACUCUUGCAUGACAUCUUCUGUACAGAAUGAAAAAGAUGGACAGGUUAAUGGGUCGCAUUGGCGAGAUGUGGCAAAUGCUUAUGUUAAUAGGAAUGAAAGAUGGGAGAGGUUCAUGCAGUCUGAGCGAGAGAACAAUAGAGAGUUCCAUGGUGGCAGAGACAUGAACAAUCAACGGAGGAUAGACCCACGUUAUCGUGGUCGUGGUGGUGGAUAUCAUGGCUAUCCAAGGAACUUCAGGGGUCCAAGAAUGAGCGAUGAGUCUGAAAUUGACUUCGAAGAUGAACCUAUUGUUGGCAGAAGGAGGCCACAUGAAAAUGACUACGGGCACUUGCACCGAACUCAGCAUAGGCGGCUGCGUUCACCACUGCAUCAGAUGCCUGGCUGCCUCAUGAGAGAAAUGGAGCAUGACAGAUUUUCUAGGAGAGAGAUUAUGGACCCUAGGCUGUUGGAUCACGGGCAGAUGGAUGAUGUCCCAGAUGACAUGAUGGAACAGAGGUUUUUCAUGCCCCAUCCUCAUUCACAGCACACUCUAGGUGAUCAUGCAUUUAUCCACAGGGACAGGAGUCAUUCACCUGGUCAAAGAAGGGGCGCCCCCGUGCAUUUCCACCGGGGACGGUCCCCUGAAACCAUGCACAGAUCACCACCACUAAACAGAAGUGACAGACCAUACUUACCUCAUCAACGCCACAUACGACGCCGUGGUUCUCCAUUCGACCGAGUAGGACAUGACGAGAGAGGUAUGCAAAGGAACAUGAAGCGGUGUGGCAUGCAUCAAGGUGUGGAAGGUGAGACCUUUGAGCCACCUUUACAUCCCGCUCAACUAGCCGAGCUACAUGCAGAGGCUGAGCUUACAGAGAGAAGGAGGUUUGGGGAGAGGAGAGGGUAUCGUCGAUCCUUGGAACGGAGCCCCAUGGGCGGCGACGAGGAGAUGCUCUCAUACCACCACGGCGAUGGCGACAUCGACUUCGCCGAUGGUGAUGGCGGUCCACGGGAGCCUGAUGGCCGUGGCUUCAGGAACAGAAUGGAGCACCGAGCAAGGGGCGAGCAGGAAGACGGCUUCAGGUACCGUGGCCCUCAGGGGUGCCGUGACGGCAACCCGAAUGACAGUAGAUCGAAGAAGAGGAGGUACUGACCUAGCAAGGGAUGGAUGAAUGCAUCUGAAUCUUCUACCGACUAAUACAUAGUGGCAUUUUGAUUCAGCCGUCGUCGCUUCUGUUAGCCAAAUCAAGAAGUGUUUGCUGACCACACCCCCCCUCUUCCUACAUUGGUUUGUUUGUUGCGUUCUUUCUCAGGAGAUAUGCUGCAGCAUUAAUAACAUCUACAGUGAUACACAUGUUACACUGAUGAGAUGAUUGUCAUCGGCUGGCUGCAUCUUUCGAUCCUGGUUGGCAUAAGCUGAAGCUAGCAUGUCAACAUGGAGGACAGUUUUUGCCAAAUCUUCAAACUAAACGAGAGAUGGCCUGAAGCUACUUGCAGAAGUGUCUUUAUCUAUCUAUCCGGGCCUUACCUACUUGCUGCACGGUAUUGGUAGGGCGCCCUGUAUUAAAGCGACUUGUCUUCACUAUAGUUUGCCUAGUUGUUGGUCCGGAAAAGCAGAUGGGAUACGGUACCGCAUACCCACCCGGUUUGGAUGUGGUUUAAUUAGGACUUGUUGCUGUCUUUGGACAAGACUUUUUACCUACUGUUUAUUAAUGGGUGUGACCUGCACCACCGCCACCGGGCAAUUUGCAUCGAAUAAAAGUCCGCGGUGUGUUCGGCA
Messenger RNA from Triticum urartu, 4662 nucleotides. RefSeq lists its product as uncharacterized. Gene Ontology annotation, cellular component: early endosome membrane. NCBI's taxonomy places the organism in Eukaryota, Viridiplantae, Streptophyta, Magnoliopsida, Poales, Poaceae. Gene Ontology annotation, molecular function: phosphatidylinositol phosphate binding. The record is from RefSeq and is a predicted model, not a curated record. Gene Ontology annotation, biological process: protein transport.